Messenger RNA from Hibiscus syriacus, 1209 nucleotides. Its product is annotated as sugar carrier protein C-like. Bases 1 to 1209 code for a protein of 402 amino acids. The transcript is spliced from 3 exons. Gene Ontology annotation, biological process: monosaccharide transmembrane transport. Gene Ontology annotation, molecular function: monosaccharide transmembrane transporter activity. Gene Ontology annotation, cellular component: membrane. The record is from RefSeq and is a predicted model, not a curated record. Lineage: Eukaryota; Viridiplantae; Streptophyta; Magnoliopsida; Malvales; Malvaceae.
AUGGAUCCUUUUCUAGAAAAGUUCUUCCCGAAUGUUUAUAGGAAAGAAGUAUCUGUCCAACCUUCGGACGAUCAAUACUGUAAGUUUGACAGCCAAAUAUUAACGUUGUUUACAUCUUCGUUAUAUUUGGCUGCUCUUCUCUCAUCCAUGACAGCAUCUCGGAUAACCCGAGGACUUGGGAGGAAGAAGACGAUGAUGUUCGGAGGUUUACUUUUCACCAUCGGCGCCAUUCUCAACGGCUUUGCUAGAAACGUACCCAUGCUUAUUAUUGGCCGUGUGUUGCUGGGUUUUGGCAUUGGAUUUGCCAAUCAGUCUGUUCCGAUCUACUUAUCUGAGAUAGCUCCCUUCAAAUACCGAGGAGCUUUGAACAUUAUGUUCCAAUUGUCAAUCACCAUUGGUAUAUUAGUUGCCAACUUGUUGAACUACUUCACUGCUAAGAUCGAAGGUGGAUGGGGUUGGCGAGUAAGCUUGGGUGGAGCCGUCGUCCCUGGUUUGAUAUUUUCCAUUGGUUGUCUCUUCCUCUCGGACUCGCCCAACUCGUUGCUCGAACGCAACAAAUUGGUGGAGGCUAAAGAUCUUCUGAGAAAGAUCCGUGGCAUCGAAAAUGUUGAUGAAGAGUUCAAAGAUUUGGCAAAGGCCAGUGAGGCAGCCAAGUUGGUUCAAAGCCCUUGGAGAGAUAUUGUAAGCAGAAAGUACAGGCCUCAGCUCACCUUUGCAAUCUUGAUUCCCUUGUUCCAACAAUUAACCGGGAUGAACGUGUUCGUGUUUUACGCUCCUGUUUUGUUCAAGAGCAUGGGGUUUGGCAACAACGCUUCCCUUAUGUCCGCACUCAUCACUAGCAUCGUUAACUUUUGUGCAACACUUGUUUCCAUUGCCACCGUCGACAAGUACGGAAGGAGGACUCUUUUCCUCUCCGGUGGCCUUCAAAUGUUUCUUUGCCAGCUUGUGAUGACUAUUUCAAUCGCUUCCAAAUUCGGUACAAAUGGGAAUCCGGGUCAACUUCCACUUUGGUUCUCCGUUGUCGUUGUGGUAGCAAUGUGUUUCUACAUAGCCGGUUUUGCAUAUUCAUGGGGUCCUUUGGGCUGGUUGGUUCCUAGUGAGAUAUUCCCACUUGAAAUCCGUCCCGCUGCUCAAAGUAUUACGGUGGCAGUCAACAUGAUCUUCACAUUCGCCAUUGCUCAAGUCUUUACGCUAUGCUUUGCAACUUGA